AUGCAACAUGAAACCUGCCUGCUCUUGCUCGAAGGAAAGUUGGGCCUCGCUCCCGUGGUCGAGCCCAAGUACGUGCUCGAUGUGGCGACUGGGACCGGUAUCUGGGCCGUCGAGUACGCUGAGAGGCAUCCCGAGAGCGUCGUCGUCGGCAGUGACCUCAGCUGCAUCCAGCAGGCCUCUCGCCCGCCCAACUGCUCCUUCGUGCAGCAUGACGUAGAGCGCGACUCAUGGGAAUUGUUUGGCCGCAUGUUUGACUAUAUACACAUGCGCUUCGUCAUCACCUGCUUUGACGACACCCAGGUGGUUCUGCGCCGCUGCUUUGACAAUCUUCGCCCCGACGGCUACAUUGAGAUUUUUGACGUCUCGCACGACCCCAUCGACUUUGACGGCUCCGCCCGCGGCUCGACUUUUGAGCGUUGGACCCAUGAGAUCCGCCGGGCCGCGCUCAAAAGGGGCCGAGACCUUACCGAGGCGAAGCAGUAUCCGGCUUGGUGCCGCGACGCGGGCUUCGUGGACGUCACCGAGGAGCUCAUCCCGGUGCCGUGCGGCCCCUGGGCCAAAGACCCGCGACUCAAGGCCAUCGGGAGGCGAUGGAUGGUCACCUGGACGGGCGUGCUGAGCGCGCUCAGUAAGCUCUUCGCAUCCGAGGGCUUGGUGCAGGAUGGUAUCGAGGGGCUCCAGGAGGAAGCGAUGCGCGAGUGUCUGGAUCCAAACAUUCACCUCGGGUUUGUGCUGCGUGUUACGUAUGGACGGAAGCCAGCCUAGAGGUCUUAGUUGAUGUCUCGGGCGUCGCUGCUUUCUGUCAGCAAAGCUGGUACGAGCUGGUCGCAUCGCAACAUCCCAACGAGUGCUCUAGUGUUGUCCUUGUCGUAUAGACACCUCAAACUCUUCUUGUCCUUCUUGUCCUUCUUCUUGGAUAAUCACCUCAAACUCCUGCUGCUCCCUCGGCUGGUUGAACAGGUCCCAGGCGCGGUCCGCGAUGAAGCGCGGGU
Molecule: messenger RNA, 992 nt
Organism: Purpureocillium takamizusanense
Lineage: Eukaryota; Fungi; Ascomycota; Sordariomycetes; Hypocreales; Ophiocordycipitaceae
Exons: 3
Coding region: 1-765 (254 amino acids)
Molecular function (GO): methyltransferase activity
Source: RefSeq, a predicted model, not a curated record